GAUGGCGAACGACGUUGUAUCUGGGCUACUCUCCAGUUUGAUGGCGUUGUUCAAGAUUAACGUCAGUUUGUAAAUACUUCAUCUUACAUUUCUUCAAAUGAGACGGGAUGUUUAUUCGCAGUUGUUCAGCGGCGGAACGCGAGGACAGUUUCAAAGAGGCGGAAGUAAAUAAACGCCUGAACUUGUGUUUCCGGUUUCAAGUAAAACUCCGCCAUUAAACUCCGAGAAAGAGAAAGUGAAACUAGUAAAACAGGAUCCAUUUUGUGACGCAGGAACUUACACUUACAGAAACUGAGAAAAAGUUUGACAGUUUUUGUUCCACUGAAUCGUCUGAAACAAUCAAUAAAUUCAUUGUGAAGUAUUUUGUAGGUGAUAUUCUAGUCAGUAAAGAGGAACAUCAACAGUUCUUGACAGGUGUUCAGUGGACUGUUCAGAUGAUGUCAUGGACUCCACAAAGGAUCUCAGUGGACAGACAGACACAGGGAAGUUCAAGAGUGUCAUUCAUGGAGAAUCUCCUGAAUCCAGCUGUGUGUCCAUGAAGAGUGACCGGUCAAUGGAUGCUCCACUUAGAUUCAGUUCAGGAGCCCCUUGUGCUGAUGUGAGUGUCAUUCAUGGAGAAUCUCCUGAACCCAGCUGUGUGUCCAUGAAGAGUGACGGGUCAAUGAGACAACCACUUCACUUCAGUUCAGGAGAGUCUUUGAUCAACUACAGAAACAAACAGGAUGAAUCAGAGUCAACUGCUGAGAAAGUGCCAUUGGACUCCAUUUUUGAGGAACUUGAGCACAAAAUCAUCUCUCUGAUGAAGAAAGAGCUGAAGAGUAUCAAGAGACUACUGAUCUCAGAUUCCCCAGCAUGCUCUGAGAGAGAGGAGGAGGAUGAUGAAGGUCAGAGCAGAGUCAGAGAGGGGUUUCUGAAGAUCACACUGCACGUCCUGAAGAAGAUGAAGCUGACAGACCUCGCUAACACACUUCAAACCAAACUGAUUUCUGUGCAUCAACAAAAACUCAAAACAAAACUAAAAGAGAAAUUCCAGAGAAUUACUGAAGGAAUGUCAAAUCAAAGCAGCUCAACACUUGUGAAUGAGAUCUACACAGAGCUGUACAUCACAGAGGGAGGGAGUGCAGAGAUCAAUAAUGAACAUGAGGUGAGACAGAUUGAGACAGCAUCCAGGAGAGCAGAGACACAGGAAACACCAAUCAAAUGCAAUGACGUCUUUAAAGCCUUACCUGGACAACACAAAGCCAUCAGAACUGUGCUGACUAAAGGAGUUGCUGGAAUUGGGAAAACUGUCUCUGUGCAGAAGUUCAUUGUGGACUGGACUGAAGGAAAAGCAAAUCAGGAUGUUCACUUCAUAUUUCCACUUCCUUUCAGAGAGCUCAAUCUGAUGAAGCACAAAAAUAUCAGUUUGAUGGAUCUUCUUCAUCAGUUUUUCACAGAUACAAAAGAACUGAAGAUCGAAACAUUCCUUGAUGACUACAAAGUCAUUUUCAUUUUUGAUGGUCUGGAUGAGUGUCGACUUCCUCUAGAUUUCCAGAACAAUGAUAUUUUGUGUGAUGUGACAGAAUCGGCCUCAGUGGAUGUGCUGCUGACCAACCUCAAAGGGAAUCUGCUUCCUUCUGCUCUGCUCUGGAUCACCUCUCGACCAGCAGCAGCCAAUCAGAUUCCUCCUGAGUGUGUUGACCAGCUCACAGAUGUUCGAGGCUUCAAUGACCCUCAGAAGGACGAGUAUUUCAGGAAGAGAAUAAAAGAUGAGCGUCUGGCCAACAGAAUCAUCACACACAUGAAAUCAUCAAGAAGCCUGUACAUCAUGUGUCACAUACCAGUCUUCUGUUGGAUUUCAGCCACUGUUCUCCAGAGACUGUUGAGUGAAGCAGAGAGUGCAGAGAUCCCCAAGACUCUCACUCAAAUGUUCACACACUUCCUGAUCUUUCAGAGCAAACUGAAGAGCCAGAAGUAUGAUGGGAAAUGUGAGGUGGAUCUUCAGCAGGCUAGAGAGAGGAUUCUGUCUCUGGGAAAACUGGCUUUUCAACAGCUGGAAAAUGGGAACCUGAUCUUCUAUGAGGAGGACCUGAGAGAGUGUGGCAUUGAUGUCAGAGAAGCGUCAGUGUACUCGGGAGUUUGUACCCAAAUCUUCAGAGAGGAGUUUGGACUGCACCUGGGGAAGGUGUUCAGCUUUGUGCAUCUGAGCAUUCAGGAGUUUCUCGCUGCUCUGUAUGCUUUUAUUUCCUUUUAUCAACAGAAAUCAGGUCUCUUCAGUAAGUUUAGGUCAUCUAUGAGUGAUUUCCUGAAGAGUGAAGUGGACAAGGCCUUACAGAGUGAGAACGGACACCUGGACCUUUUCCUUCGAUUCCUUCUGGGUCUCUCACUGAAGUCCAAUCAGACAAUCUUACAAGAUCUACUGACACAGACAGGAAGCAGCUCUGACAGCAAACAGGAAAUAGUUGAGUACAUUAAGAUGAAGAUCAGGAAGAAUCCCUCUCCAGAGAAAUCCAUCAAUCUGUUCCACUGUCUGAAUGAACUCAAUGAUCAUUCUCUAGUGCAGGAAGUACAAACAUACGUGAACAGAAGAGAUAUCAAUCGUCUCUCUGGAGUCCGUCUCUCUCCUGCUCAGUGGUCAGCUCUGGUGUUUGUGUUGCUGAACUCAGAAGAGGAGCUGGAUCAGUUUAAUCUGAGGAAAUAUGAUCCAUCACAUGAAUGUCUUCUGAGGCUGCUGCCGGUGAUCAAAGCAUCCAGAAAAGCUGAUCUGAUGGGCUGUAAUCUGACAGAGAAAAGUUGUUCAGCACUGGCCUCAGUUCUAAGCUCAAACUCCUCAAGUCUGAGAGAGCUGGACCUGAGUAACAAUGACCUGCAGGAUUCAGGAGUGAAACUGCUCUCUGAUGCACUGAAUAGUCCUCAAUGUACACUGGAAAUACUGAGAUUUGCUGCUUGUAGAUUCACUGGUCAGUGCUGUGAAAGUUUGUCUUCAGUUCUACAAUCAUCAAAAUCCCUGAGAGAGCUGGACCUGAGUAACAAUGACCUGCAGGAUUCAGGAGUGAAGCUGCUCUCUGAUGCACUGAAGAGUCCUCACUGUACACUGGAAAUACUGAGAUUUGCUGCUUGUAGAUUCACUGGUCAGUGCUGUGAAAGUUUGUCUUCAGUUCUACAAUCAUCAAAAUCCCUUAGAGAGCUGGACCUGAGUAACAAUGACCUGCAGGAUUCAGGAGUGAAGCUGCUCUCUGAUGCACUGAAUAGUUCUCAAUGUACACUGGAAAUACUGAGAUUUGCUGCUUGUAGAUUCACUGGUCAGUGCUGUGAAAGUUUGUCUUCAUUUCUACAAUCAUCAAAAUCCCUGAUAGAGCUGGAUCUGAGUAACAAUGACCUGCAGGAUUCAGGAGUGAAGCUUCUCUCUGAUGCACUGAAUAGUUCUCAAUGUACACUGGAAAUACUGAGAUUUGCUGCUUGUAGAUUCACUGGUCAGUGCUGUGAAAGUUUGUAUUCAGUUCUACAAUCAUCAAAAUCCCUGAGAGAGCUGGACCUGAGUAACAAUGACCUGCAGGAUUCAGGAGUGAAGCUGCUCUCUGAUGCACUGAAGAGUCCUCACUGUACACUGGAAAUACUGAGAUUAUCUGGCUGUAUGGUGACAGAGGAAGGCUGUUGUUCUGUGGCAUCAGCUCUGAGAUCAAAUCUCUCAUGCCUGAAAGAGCUGGAUCUGAGCUACAAUCACCCAGGAGAAUCAGGAGUCAAGCUGCUCUCUGAAAGACUCAACAAUCCAAACUGCACACUGGACAAACUUAAUGUGGAUCAUGGAGGAGAGUUCAGGAUUACAGCAGGACUACACAAAUAUGUCUGUGAUCUCACACUGGAUUCAAACACAGCACACACUGAACUCAAGCUGUCUGAGGGGAACAGGAAGGUGACACGUGUGAGAGAGCGUCAGUCAUAUCCUGAUCAUCCAGAGAGAUUUGAUGUGUAUCAUCAGGUUCUGUGUCGAGAGAGUCUGACUGGACGCUGUUACUGGGAGACUCAAUGGAGUGGACGUGCUGUUGGUAUAUCAGUGUCAUAUAAAGGAAUCAGCAGGAAAGGAGGGAGUCAUGACUGUUGGUUUGGACUCAAUGUAAACUCCUGGAGUCUGUGGUGCUCUGAUGACAGAUUCACUGUCCGUCACAAUAAUAACAGAUCUGACAUACGUUCCCCUUCACACGACUGUAAGAGAGUCGGAGUGUAUGUGGACUGUCCCGCCGGCACUCUGUCCUUCUACAGCGUCUCUGACACACACACACUCACACACUUACACACAUUCAUCACCACAUUCACUCAACCCCUCUAUGCUGGAUUCAGAGUUUAUCCUGAUUCCUCAGUGUGUGUGUGUGUGUGUGUGUGUGUGUGAAACUGAACAUCAGAGACACACACACACAA
Messenger RNA from Xyrauchen texanus (razorback sucker), 4395 nucleotides. RefSeq names its product NACHT, LRR and PYD domains-containing protein 3-like. Gene Ontology annotation, molecular function: protein binding. The record is from RefSeq and is a predicted model, not a curated record. NCBI's taxonomy places the organism in Eukaryota, Metazoa, Chordata, Actinopteri, Cypriniformes, Catostomidae.